AUGGGGUGUAAACCAUCUGUCCCGGUUCGACCUCAGGUUCUCCCCGAAAUAACAGUAGCCCUUGUGUGGGUUUCCCAACAGGAGAUUGAGGCCCUCGUGAAUGCCACCGAAACGCUUGAGAUCACACGACGGGAGCCAGGAAUCACAUGGACAACAACACCAACAACGCCAGAUGCAGCAACCACGCCGCCCACUGAUGAGCCCGAAGAAAAAGAAGCCGAGCCCACUGCUGAACAAACCCAACAGGGUCAAAUCUACCAUAUCCAGACGAAGACACUCGAUCGGCCGGUUACUUAUAUCAGUAACAUACGUCUCAUCCUCCUACCAUUCGGGUUCCAAUUCUUAGGGACCGGGGGCCAUGACGUAGCACGCGGUCUCCAAUUCGUGGCCCAUCACGCUGUGGUCAUUGCCUUGCCUCUCGUGUCUGUUCUGCCUAGAAGACUUCUCCACAAGAUCUACGUCGGUAAAGACAACGCAACGUCGGCGACAGAGUCACUGUCGCAUGUGUUGGCUGGGGUGGAUCAGUUUACUUUUUGGGAGAGUAGCGUGGAGGAACUCGUCCUCUGGUGGCUGUCCCUUCUGAGGCAAUAUUGGUGGGCAAUUGGGUGCGUUCUGGUGCUUGUCCUCGUUUAUAUCAUGGUGGUUGUCUUUUCCUAA
This is a messenger RNA of Penicillium verrucosum, 657 nucleotides long. RefSeq lists its product as uncharacterized. Lineage: Eukaryota; Fungi; Ascomycota; Eurotiomycetes; Eurotiales; Aspergillaceae. The record is from RefSeq and is a predicted model, not a curated record. The transcript has 2 exons. Bases 1 to 657 code for a protein of 218 amino acids.